UUAUUGACCACGCGCGGCGACGCAAUAAGCUCUUGUUUAUCACAAAUUAUUCAGUAACGAUUGUGCGCUUACGCAGUGAAUAUGGCUGAUAAAGUUGUGAAACUCUGCUGUAAUACGAUAUUAAGACGCUAUGGUACUGCCCCGGCUGCAAAACCGAAUUCGGAUUUUAUACCGAAACAAUAUGUUGGUCCAUCGUACCAGAAGACGGAACAAGUGAAGUCGGCUCACAUUCCCCCGGCGAUGUACAACAUCUACAAGCGGCCGCUGCUGCUGCACCAGGGUCACAUGCAGUAUCUGUUCGACCACGAGGGUCGCCGGUACCUGGACCUGUUCGGGGGCAUCGUCACCGUCUCCGUGGGACACUGUCAUCCGAAGGUGGUUGGGGCUCUGCAAGACCAGAUCAACACUCUGUGGCACUGCACCAACAUAUAUCGUCACCCGAAGAUAUAUGAGUACGUUGAGUCGCUGGUAUCGAAGUUCCCUGGAGAUUUGAAGGUAGUAUACCUCGUGAACAGUGGGUCGGAAGCCAACGACCUGGCCACUGUCCUGGCGAAGGCCUACACAGGGAACCUGGACGUGGUCUCCCUCCAGAGCAGCUACCACGGCUACUCCUCAUCCCUGAUGGGGCUGACGGCCACGCAGUCCUACAGGAUGCCGCUACCCGUGCCUCCCGGUUUCUACCACACCAUGCUGCCGGACCCGUACCGCGGCAUCUGGGGCGGGUGCCGCGACUCGCUGUCGCAGGUGGCGGGCGCGUGCGCCUGUCCCGGCGACUGCGUCACCUCCGACAAAUACAUCCACCAGCUUAACGAGCUGCUGGAGAACUCGAUCCCUGCGGGUCGCCUCGCUGCUCUCUUCGCGGAGUCCAUUCAGGGAGUAAACGGGACCGUCCAAUUCCCCAAGGGUUACUUGAAGAAGGCUCACCAGCUUGUCAAGAAAUACGGCGGCUUGUACGUCGCCGAUGAAGUUCAAACAGGUUUUGGUCGCACAGGUGACGCUUUCUGGGGUUUCGAGAACCAUGGAGUGAUACCAGACAUAGUUACCAUGGCUAAAGGUAUCGGCAAUGGGUUCCCGAUGGCGGCCGUGGUCACUACCAAGGAAAUCGCUGCCGCUCACGCAAAGGCGACGUACUUCAACACCUUUGGUGGCAAUCCUAUGGCUGCGGCUGUCGGUCAAGCAGUUUUAGAAGUAAUCGAAGAGGAGGAAUUACAGAAAAACUGCAAAGAUAUUGGGGCGUAUUUCGUAGAGCAGCUUGUACAGUUACAAGGAGUACAUCCAGUGAUCGGUGAUGUCCGGGGCAAAGGCUUGAUGCUGGGCAUAGAGUUCGUGAAGCCAGGGACCAAGGACGCGCUGCCAGUCGCCGAGGUGUCAGAAAUACAUGAGAACAUGAAGGAUUUGGGUGUGCUCAUUGGUCGCGGAGGACGAUGGAGUAAUGUUUUAAGGAUUAAGCCACCUAUGUGCGUUAACAAACAAGAUGUGGACUUUACUGUAACCGUAUUAGAUCAAGCUAUCAAGGAAUAUAUGAAUAAUAAAAAAUAAUUCUCAAA
Molecule: messenger RNA, 1547 nt
Organism: Trichoplusia ni (cabbage looper)
Lineage: Eukaryota; Metazoa; Arthropoda; Insecta; Lepidoptera; Noctuidae
Product: alanine--glyoxylate aminotransferase 2, mitochondrial
Exons: 10
Coding region: 82-1539 (485 amino acids)
Biological process (GO): glyoxylate catabolic process
Cellular component (GO): mitochondrion
Molecular function (GO): L-alanine:glyoxylate transaminase activity; pyridoxal phosphate binding
Source: RefSeq, a predicted model, not a curated record